Molecule: messenger RNA, 1276 nt
Organism: Cajanus cajan (pigeon pea)
Lineage: Eukaryota; Viridiplantae; Streptophyta; Magnoliopsida; Fabales; Fabaceae
Product: nuclear transcription factor Y subunit A-7
Biological process (GO): regulation of DNA-templated transcription
Cellular component (GO): CCAAT-binding factor complex
Molecular function (GO): DNA-binding transcription factor activity; DNA binding
Source: RefSeq, a predicted model, not a curated record
GUAAGACCUAACAAAGUAUUUGUUUGGUAUUGUUUUGAAGCAGAAUAAUAAAAAAGUUGUUUUUGAAGAGAAGAGAAUAUUGUGUGGCGAACAUCGAAGAAACACACAGAAAGAAAGGAUCUGAGGGAAUUGCGAAUUGGUGUGGAUAGGGAGGGUCCAGCGUAGUACCUGUGUACCCACAACACCACCAAUUCAACUGCUGCAAUUGCAAGAUUAGGACAGUGUUCCGUGCUUCAGGAAACAUGACCUCUGCUCACGACCUUACUGAUAAUGAAGAUGAUGGGCAGCAGCAGUCAGAAUCCCAAAUGCAGUCCCCAUCUGCAAAUGGAAUUUCGGAUCCAGGUAUUAGUAACCAGAUUGUCAAUGUACAGUAUGCAACACCUAGCCAGCUUGGAACUGGGCAUGCAAUGGUACCAGCUGUAUAUCCAUAUCCAGAUCCUUAUUAUAGAAGCAUCUUUGCAACCUAUGAUACCCAAACUUAUCCCCCACAAGCCUAUAGUGGACAGCCAAUGGUCCAUCUUCAGUUAAUGGGAAUUCAGCAAGCUGGUGUUCCUCUGCCAACUGAUGCAGUUGAGGAGCCGGUGUUUGUCAAUGCAAAGCAAUAUCGUGGUAUAUUAAGACGCAGACAAUCCCGUGCAAAAGCUGAAUCAGAAAAGAAAGUUACAAGGAAUAGGAAGCCAUACUUGCACGAAUCUCGACACAUUCAUGCACUGAGAAGACCAAGAGGAUGUGGUGGUCGGUUUCUGAAUUCAAAGAAAGACGAGAAUCAGCAAAAUGAUGUGGCAUCAGCUGACAAAUCACAAUCCAAUAUCAAUCUCAAUUCUGAUAAAAAUGAUCUUAAUUCAUCAUCAGAUAGGACAUCCUAAAGCUACUGAAAUGACAAUAACUUAGACAGUGGGGAUCUGUUGUAUGUCACAAGUUCAAUAAUACCUGCCUUGGAUAUCCCACUGUUGCUUCAUUCUGGCUUUGUACAAUACUGUUGGUUAUGUGUGGUAGGUCCGUUAGAAUGUCGCAUGAUGCAGGUAAAAUGUAAAUUGAAGUAUUUUAUCAAAUAUUGGCCUUUGGUAGGGGAGAGAUUUUAUGGUGAGCAUUUCUUUUGUAUUUUGGUACUGUAGAGAGAUUAGAGAUUGUCCGAAGCCAUGUUUAGUUUGGUUGGAUCAUGUUUAUUUACCUUGCUAGAGACAGUUAGAAGGAGUUCAACCAUGAUUGGUGAUGGAUAUUGCUAGUUGUUUAUGUUCAAUAGCUGAUAAAUAAGAUUCACAGUUGUUUUAAUUCA